Pristis pectinata (smalltooth sawfish) is the source of this 3172-nucleotide messenger RNA. It is a transcript of the gene zbtb24, whose product is annotated as zinc finger and BTB domain containing 24. Gene Ontology annotation, cellular component: nucleus. The record is from RefSeq and is a predicted model, not a curated record. Gene Ontology annotation, biological process: regulation of transcription by RNA polymerase II. The transcript is spliced from 7 exons. The coding region runs from base 73 to 2295 and encodes 740 amino acids. Gene Ontology annotation, molecular function: DNA-binding transcription factor activity, RNA polymerase II-specific; RNA polymerase II cis-regulatory region sequence-specific DNA binding; protein binding. NCBI's taxonomy places the organism in Eukaryota, Metazoa, Chordata, Chondrichthyes, Rhinopristiformes, Pristidae.
GCACUGACAGGGACGUCGCCAUCUGGCUGGGCCGCACGGAACGCCAUGUAUAUUUGACUAAUUAUCAGCAAGAUGACUGAGACAUUGCCUGAUGUCCCUCCCUCUUCUCUUGUCAUCCAGUCCAAGACUCAUAAAGACACUAUUUUGACUAACUUUGAAGAACAAAGAAAAAGGGACUUUUUAUGUGACAUCACUCUGAUUGCUGAGGAUGUUCACUUCAAAGCCCACAAAGCGCUGCUCGCUGCCAGCAGCGAAUAUUUUUCUCUUAUGUUUGCUGAUGAGAACCAGCAAGGCCAAGCUAUCUAUAUGCUUGAUGGAAUGGCUGCAGACACCUUCAGCGCUGUGCUGGAAUUCAUAUACACUGGUCGUCUGAAUGUCACAGAAAGAUCUAUUGAGCAUAUUGUGACUACAGCUGAGGUUCUGAAAGUGAAUGAUUUGAUCAAAGCGUACUCAGACUAUCAAGACAACCAUUUACAUGUUAAGGUAUCGCUGGCUUCCAAUGGAAUUAAAGUAGUAGUUGUGGAACCCAGUGUUGAUGAUGAUCAGCCUUCAAAGCCAAAACGCAAGAGGGGAAGGCCUCGAAAAUGUGAGCAAGUGCAAGUAGAAAGGAAUGAUGUUGACAGUAGGGCCCUAAAUGACCCACAGGAACAUCAAAGCAAACUUGUACAACCCACAGAAGAAAUAAAUUGUAAAAUGAACUGUAAGGACAACAGUGAAGGAAGACAAAGGAGUAAGCCCUCAGAAUCGGAAACCUGUCCCGAUAUUGAGACUGACGCAGACUCCCAGUCACAAGAAGGUUAUGAACAUAGAAUAGCAGCAUUGGUGGGUCGCAGCCGCUAUAGCAACCGUAGAAUUCAAAGGCCCAUUAAGUUAAUGGGGUACAAGCUUGGCAUGGUAGAGGAAGAAGAGGAGAAAGCAAGGAAGCGAGGUCGGAAGAGAAAGUAUCCAGAAGUAGAAGCUAGAUGUGAAGACUGUGACAAAGUGUUUAAGAAUCACCACUUCUUGACCAUACAUCGAAGGACACACACAGGUGAACGCCCCUUUAAGUGUUUUGAAUGUGGUAAAGGAUUUUCACAGAAGCACACGCUGCAAGUUCACGAGCGCAUGCACACUGGGGAGCAUCCUUAUCGUUGCACGGUUUGUGGAAAGUCUUUGACCACCAAGCAUUCUCUUUUGGAGCAUAUGAGCCUGCAUACAGGAAAGAAGGCCUUUAACUGUGAUCAGUGUGGAAAGCUUUUCACUCAGAAGAGACAACUGAAGAGCCAUUACAGAGUCCACACAGGUCAGUCUUUGCCUGAAUGUGCACAUUGUCAUCGUAAAUUCAUGGAUGCUGCUCAACUCAAGAAACAUGUGAGAACUCACACAGGUGAGAAACCGUUUACAUGUGAGAUUUGUGGUAAAUGUUUUACUGCAAAGAAUACCCUGCAGACUCACAUAAGAAUCCACAGGGGAGAAAAACCGUUUUCCUGUACUAUCUGUGGAAAAUGCUUUGCUGAUCCUAGUGCAAAAAGACGUCAUGAUGCUAUGCACACUGGAAACAAGCCGUUUGUUUGCUCAACAUGCAAUCAGCGAUUCACUCGCGCUGACAACCUAAGGUCCCACAUGAAGAUUCACAGCAAGGAGAGGAAAGCCCACGAAAUAAUUAAUGUUCCAGGUGUUAGUGGUACAGAAGAGGUGAAGACCAUCUUGCAGCUGCAGCAGUACCUCCCUACAACGGGUGAACAACAGAUACAGCUGGUGGUGACCAAUGAUGUUCAUAACAUAAAUUUCAUGCCCAACCAUGGGCAAAGCAUCAGCAUUAUUUCAGCAGAGGGGUCACAGAGUCUCCCUGACGAACAGACCUCAAACUUGGCUCUGCUAACUCAGCCAGCGGAGCACAUGCAGAAUUUGACUUUAGUAUCCCAGCCUGGGCAAACAGACCACAUUCAGGCCAUUGGCAUGGUGGAAAACCAGGAAGCUGCAGGACAGCCGGAGCAAAUGCAUGUGAUCACAUUGACAAAAGAGGAAGUAGAGCACCUCCAGGAUCAAGCUCAGCAACUGCAUAUAACGCAUGGGAGAUCACAGCCACUUAGUCUUGGGCAGGAGGCUACUCAGCCAGGUCAUUUGAACCAGGAAGAAGCUCAGCGCCUCCAACAGCAUCGAUCUGUACGUGCUUCUGAGCCGCCAUCACAAAGAAUCUCUGUGAACCAAGGCUCACAGCAAACGCAGGGAGAACAUAUUGCAGACCAGACAUUCCAACUGCAAGAAGGCAGUGUUUCUUACCUCUACACUACCAAUUUGGUCACACAGAACUAGGGAAAUCAAACUGCAGUUGAACUGUUUACUGAAAGCAGAACAUUUUUAAAUGACUAUUUAAAAUGGAAGUUAACUCGUAAUUUGAUUUUGCUCAGAUGCUUACACUCUCCAGUAAGAGAACAUAUAAAAUAGCACCAAAAUUUGCUAAUUUUAGGAAUACAUUUGUUAAUAUGUUCCAGAUUAUUUUCUCCUCCUUUGCUUUUACAUAUUUGAAUCUUUAGAAAUGGUACUGAGGUCUCACAAAGCAUUGUUCUAGAUUUUCUUAUCGCCCUCCCACCCAAAAAAGGAGAUAUAUGUACAUGAAUUCCAGGUGGAACAUCGUCAGUUAGUGCUACAUUUAACAUUUCUUUCAGCAACUUCUUUGUUCAAAGAAAACACCCUUUCAAUUGAUUUUGUCAGAUUAAUGCAAAGAUAUGUUUGAAUAUCAAUUGUGGAGCCUCAGUUAAAUGUUUCUGAGAGUUCUGUUGUGCCUUUUCUUAACCAAUGUACUUGAGACCUUGACAACAAAACCCUUGCUAACUCAAUCCUUAUUGCUGCUUUCCUUUGAGGAUUUUGAAUUAAAAUAUCAAAUAUGCUUUUUUAAUACUAGAAUUCUAAUUUAUGCAUAAAGUUUGAACUGUAAUUAUAUGUAAAUGAUUCAUGCAUCACAUGUUGCAAGAUACUUCUUAAAUGCAAAUUAUGAGCCUAACUUCUGUUUUGGAAGCCGAACAUUUUAAAACAACUCAAGAUUAAGAAGAGCAUUUACUUUGUUUAUUUCUUUGACCCUUCCUCUCUUUUUGUUGGGUUUCUGAGGUAGUAGUUCAGGUAAUCAAAGAUAUAGUAUUUUUUUUUAAAGAAAAGGUUAGAUUUUACAAAUAAAUUCAUAUUUUGCUUCUUA